AUGGCUGUCGUUGGGCAUCCCAUGAGCCGCAGCCCGUUUCAAGGCGACUCCCACGGUAUCAAUGGGACGCAUAUCAAGAGUAUACCGAUCUUGCCGUCCACAAUCGCACCCUCCAGCAGUGGGACGGAGGCAAUGGACGUCUCGAAGCCAGAACAGUCCGCUCCGACCGCGAACAUGGCGCCACCUGUACUCGGCAGCCCGAUCGUAGAGCGGCCCUCCGACACGUUUGCAUCACCUCAAGUCGAUCAGCAUACAUCUUCUACUCUACCGGUUGGCGCUGUCGCCGCAGCCCACCAGCCUAAAGUGGUGCAGACUGCUUUCAUUCACAAGCUCUACAAUAUGCUGGAGGAUCAGACCAUACAACACCUCAUAUCAUGGUCAAAUACGAAUGAGAGCUUCGUUAUGUCGCCAUCCUCGGAAUUCUCGAAAGUCUUAGCGUAUGUCGAUCAAAUUCUCCUCCACGUGCCAACACAUGGCGAUGGCGUGCUGAUGCAGGUCAUUAGUCAGUACUUCAAGCAUACAAACAUAUCAUCGUUCGUCAGACAGCUGAACAUGUACGGGUUUCACAAAGUGAGCGAUGUCUUCCAUACCGGCGCCCCAGAUGCUCCUCUAUGGGAGUUCAAGCAUGGUGCUGGUAACUUCAAGCGAGGCGAUCUGGUCGGAUUGCGUGAGAUCAAACGAAGAGCGUCGAGGCAUGCCCUCAUUCAUCGCGAAUCGUUUUCCGCCAACCCGCCUAAAGUUCCGCAGCUGCCACUACCACCACAGCACCCUGGACCGCCCAUGGAGCCCAUGCCGGACCCGGUCGAAGCGCGCUUGAACAUGCUUGAGUGGAAUACACAAGACCUGUAUGCCAGGCUUACUCGAACCGAAGAGGCAUAUACUGCCGUGGCCACCAAGUGUGAGGUCCUUCUGGAAGGCCUCACCAAGUGUCACCAAUGGAACCAGGAGCUUUCCUCACAGUUGCUCUCAUUAGUGCCAGACCCGGACAACCCUGUUCACCGCGACGUCAGCGCCAUGCGGCAAGACAUCAUGCGGCAAGUCGAUCAGCUUCGCAACAUGGAGGAUCCACACGACGCUGGCUUUACCAGCAAGCAAUCUUACUUCCAUAACACCGCUAUGCCGAUCGAGCCAACAAUGUCAAUGUCGCCACGGCAGCGGCCGUUCGACGACUCACGAAGACCAUCGCUUCAGGCCUUCGGUCGCCCAAACUCAUUCCGAACACCGAUUCCGCCCCAUCUACAGAUCUCUCCUCGUCGCUAUGGCUCGAUUGGUAACAACGGUGGUGCUUACUCACCUACCUCGACCCGGCCAAACUAUCCACUGCCGCCGCCGCCUCCACCACCGCAGCCGCAGCAGCAGCAGCCUCAUCCGUUGUCAAACAUGACUUCACCACCAGGUAGCCUUCUGCGUCGUCACACAUCAGCUGACAUCCGCGUACACGGUUGGCCGGGUGGUCAAAACCCGUCGCAGUAUAAUCAGGGCAACUCGCCUUACGCAUCGGGGCAGUCGUCGGCGCAAUGGCCUUCGUCUCCGAAAGUAGCACCGCAGCCGGGAGACCAACAGCUGCAGGAUGCCCUCGCUCAAUAUGAGCUUCCGAGAGCGUCAAACACCGGUUCAAGGCAGCCGUCACCACCGCCAUCACAAGAUUCGGGUGUGCCAUCCUUCAGUAGCAGCUUUGGCCACUACGCCAAUAGCAACGAUGCAGGGUGGCAACUGCCAGGUCCUCGCUACCCCUUCAAGAGUCUUGAGGCACCUGGGGGCCCGAGCAGGCGCAGCAGUAUGGCGAGCAACGUGCAUUCGCUGCUCAACCCUGCAGACACAGCUGAGCGGGAUGACGAAGAUGAGGGUCCUGAUGAGCGGAAGAGGAAACGACUUCUAUGA
This is a messenger RNA of Baudoinia panamericana UAMH 10762, 1881 nucleotides long. RefSeq lists its product as uncharacterized. Gene Ontology annotation, biological process: regulation of DNA-templated transcription. The transcript is spliced from 3 exons. The coding region runs from base 1 to 1881 and encodes 626 amino acids. Gene Ontology annotation, molecular function: sequence-specific DNA binding; DNA-binding transcription factor activity. NCBI's taxonomy places the organism in Eukaryota, Fungi, Ascomycota, Dothideomycetes, Mycosphaerellales, Teratosphaeriaceae. The record is from RefSeq and is a predicted model, not a curated record.